Molecule: messenger RNA, 815 nt
Organism: Rhinichthys klamathensis goyatoka
Lineage: Eukaryota; Metazoa; Chordata; Actinopteri; Cypriniformes; Leuciscidae
Gene: gins3
Product: GINS complex subunit 3
Exons: 3
Coding region: 136-771 (211 amino acids)
Biological process (GO): mitotic DNA replication initiation
Cellular component (GO): GINS complex
Source: RefSeq, a predicted model, not a curated record
CAUUACUUCUUAUUUGAAGUUGCGCGCCAAAUGCUAUGACAGUGCUGUUGUUUUGACAAGUUUGUCUUUAUUUUUUACCGUCUGUUAGAUUUUGUUUGCCCAUUUAUCGUUCAAUUAUUGUAAAUAAAUAAAUAAAUGGACGCGCUAUCCUACAUGCCCGUUCCUCCGGGUAUCGGAAUGGAGGAGAAUUUCUUUUCUCUGGAUGAUAUUUUACUGUCUCACGAGCGACUGCCGUGCAGGACUGAGAGCGCGUUCCCGAGACUCGGGUUCCUAGAGAAAUCCAGCGAGAGCCGCGACAUACCGGAGGGCACAAAGAUGGAGAUGCCGCUCUGGCUGGCCAAGGGGCUGUAUGAAAGGAAGAGGCGAGUGCUGUCCAUGGAGCUGCCGAAGGUGUAUCGCGAGGGCUGGAGAACAGUGUUCGGGGCAGAUCCUGCUGUUGUAGACCUGCAAAAAAUGGGGCCAUAUUACUAUGGUUUAGGCUCCCAGAUGCUGCAUUUUGACAGCCCAGAAAACCCAGAGAUUGCUAAUACCAUCCUCCAGACCUUCAUUGGUCGUUUCCGUCGGACCAUGGACUCAUCCCAAAACGCCUACAACGAGGACACAUCAGCGCUGGUGGAGCGAUUGGAUUGCUUAGAGAGAAGCUUGUUUAAGUCAGGGCAGAGUGGACUUAACAGUUUCCAACUGUGGGAAAAAGGCCGGUCCUCUCACCUCACUGCCUCUAGUCUAGUUAUCAACUACAGAAAGAGGAAAAUUACAGACCUACAGGCCUGAAAGUCCAAAAGAUUGUAAAAAAAAAGGUAAAAGUAGAGUUUCUU